AGUCGUCAACGGGCCGUCGCGAACUACAGACCCCACGUAUAAAUUCAUCGAUUUCAUCGCGUCACAUCGCGACUACCGUUUGCGAUAGCUGCAAAAACUUGCAGUUCUGUGUGUGUGCGUAUGUGUGUAUCGUGCUGAAAAAAAAAGACGAAAUAAAAAGAAAAGUCGCGCGAUGUUCAGCGACUCGAGCGACGACGAGCAGAGCGAGCUCGGCACGCCGAUAUGCUACAGGAAAAAGUCGCAGAAAUUGGGCAGCUCGUCCAUGACGAACUCGUCGGUGGUGUUUCGCAAUCUGUCCAAGGAGAUGCUGUCGAUCUGGAGCCGGCUGCCGGAGGCCGUCAGGCUCGAUCCGAGCUUGGCGGCUUAUCAGAGAGAUUACGACAACGUACACAAAUUCGGAGAGCCAAGCACUUCGAGAACUGGUUGUUUUGUAGUCAACAUGUCUUUGACGCACCGCUUAUUGGACGAUGUACAAGAAGAGGACAGAGGAAGCACCACCGAAAGCAAUCAAAUUAAUUCACACGCUAGAAAACUGAGUCCCAUUGCCAGGAAUAUAAAACUCAUUUUGCUCGUUUCGUGCUGGGCUAUUCUUUUUUUUGCCCUGAUGUCUACGAGGGCAAAAGUCGAAACUUUUAGCCAAAUUUCAGUGCCAAACGAUGAAAUCAAAGAUCUACCGAUUCAUGGCAAGCCGCAGUCGAAUAUUAUAAGUGUAGUUUUGGAAGGAGCCUUCGUAACCAAAAAUUAUACCAAUGCGACUCUGCUGGAGUACGACUUGAGCGUAUGGUUCGAGUUCGUGUACGAUUCUAGAUUAGGCAAAAAUUUUUCUUCGGUCAAGAACAUAUCGGAAGUCUGGAAGUUACCUAUAAUACCACCGUCAAUUUACAGCGACUUUUAUCCGAGUCAGAAGGAACGAAAAGUAUUUGACAUCGAUUAUUUUCCGAAUGAUCUCGGUCGAGGACAGAUAUUUUUAAAAUUCAAAACCAACGUCAACUCAACGAUGCCCGUCUCCGUGUACUACGAUACCUCGCCCAUCAAUACCGAGGACGGAAUCGCUCUGGGGGCUGCCGUAUUAGUCGGACUGUAUCUGCUCAUUAUUUUCGAGUUGAUCCAUAAGACGAUCGCAGCGAUGUUGGCAUCGACCAGUUCGCUCGCUAUCCUGGCUGCUUUGAACGAGAAACCUACGAUGACGGAAAUAAUGUCGUGGAUAGACAUCGACACGCUGCUGCUGUUACUCUCGAUGAUGAUAAUCGUCGCAGUAGUAGCCGAUACCGGAAUUUUCGACUAUCUGGCAGUCUACGCUUACGAGAUCACGUCCGGCAAGAUAUGGCCGCUCAUCACGACCAUCUGCAUGUUCACCGUCGUCCUGUCCUGCUUCCUGGACAAUGUCGCCACGAUCCUGCUGAUGACGCCCGUCACGAUUCGACUGUGCGAGGUGAUGCAGCUGAAUCCGGUGCCCGUGCUCACCACCAUGCUCAUCUUCUCGAACAUCGGCGGCGCCACGACGCCCGUGGGUGAUCCCCCGAACGUCAUCAUCUGCUCCAACAAGGCUGUGAUCGAUGCGGGAGUGAAUUUUAGUACGUUCAUGGCUCAUAUGGGUACCGGUGUCGUCAUUGUCUGCUUCGUGGUUUACGGAUAUUUCCGUAUAAUAUUCAGGAAUUUGGACGUAUUGAAAUUCGACGAACCCCAAGACGUACAGGAUUUACGUCACGAAAUAGUCAUUUGGCAAAGGGCAGCCGCGAGUCUAUCGAGCUACAGCAAAGAUGAAAGUAUCGUCCGAGGAACGCUGGAGAAAAAAGUCAAACGUUUGUUGCAGCAACUAAAACAGAAGCUCAACAACGACACGAUCAUGCGGGAGUAUCAUUACAAAAAUACAUUGGAGGAAUUGAAAGAGAAGUACCCUAUUAGGAAUAAAAUUCUCCUCGCCAAGUCCGGCAUGACCAUGCUGCUGGUGAUAAUUUUGUUCUUCCUGCACAGCAUACCGAAUUUUAAUCUGUCGCUGGGCUGGUCGGCGUUUUUAGGCGUCCUGCUAUUGCUGAUAAUAGCGGACAAGCAAGAUCUCGAUGGAAUAAUGGCUCGAGUCGAGUGGAGCACGCUGCUGUUCUUCGCGGCCUUGUUCGUUCUAAUGGAGGCGUUAACGAAACUCGGCCUGAUCACGUGGAUCGGCAGCAAGACCGAGCUCAUCAUCCUGUCGGUGGACGAGGAGUCGCGACUGGCGGUGGCGAUUCUGCUGCUGCUCUGGGUGUCCUCGAUCGCCGGGGCCUUCGUCGACAACGUGCCCCUCGCCACGAUGAUGAUCCGAAUCGCCACGAGACUGGCCGAGAAUCAAGAUCUACGGCUGCCGCUGCAGCCCCUCGUCUGGGCGCUGGCGUUUGGCUCUUGCAUGGGUGGUAACGGCACCCUCAUUGGAGCUACGGCAAAUGUUGUUUGCGCGGGGGUGGCAGAACAGCACGGCUAUCGCUUCACCUUCUGUCAAUUUUUCAAAAUGGGAUUUCCAGUAUUAUUAAUCAGUACAAUGACUGUAACAUUAUACUUAAUGGUCGCUCACGUAGCCUUUGAUUGGAAUUAUUGAUGUUUUUGUUCGUGUUAGUUUAUCUAUUUUUCUUUGUUUAUUUCGUGUUUCUUACUUUUUUAUCGCGAAAAAAAAGUAUAAAUUUUACGAUAGAGUUCGUUUACGUUAAGCUAACCACAAAGCCUAGAGAACAAAAAAAAACGAUAGCUCGAUAUAGAGCAAAAAAACCAUAAUGUUAAAUUACGUAUCAUAUGUAUAUCCGUUGUUAUCGUUCGUUGAUAUUUACACGUUGAAUAUCGCAUUAUUUAUAUGGUUUAAACUUGAAUGUAUCGCUCGCCACGCGCUAGUCCUUUUUUUAUGCAUUUGUAAAGUGUGCGUAUGUAGUUGGUAUGUCUAUGUAUAUGUAUAGUGAAUGUGUGUGCAUAAAUGCUGAUUGAGCGUAAUAAACAACAGUUAAUGAACUGUUAUUAUCCUUUGAA
Molecule: messenger RNA, 2988 nt
Organism: Trichogramma pretiosum
Lineage: Eukaryota; Metazoa; Arthropoda; Insecta; Hymenoptera; Trichogrammatidae
Product: P protein-like
Exons: 16
Coding region: 173-2569 (798 amino acids)
Biological process (GO): transmembrane transport
Cellular component (GO): membrane
Source: RefSeq, a predicted model, not a curated record